CCCGCCGCCCCCGGAUCCCGGACGAGAAGGAGCCGCCAGGCGGCCGCGGGCGGGCGGCAGGGCCUGGGACGCGCACCGAGCGGAGCGCCGCGGGGCUAGGCGGCGGAGUUCCCCCGCGGGGGAGGCGCGCCGGGCGGGGACGGGGUCCGAGAGCCCCGGGCGCGGCCGGCGCGCCAGGAGGUCCGGCGGCGAGCGUGACCUCACGGGGAGGGGCCAGCGCGGCGGCCGGGGCGCGGAGCCGAGCGCCGAGAGCGCAGCGCGGGAGCCGAGGGGCCGGGAGCCGAGCGGCCCGGAGCGCACGCCGCGGCCCCGAUGGAGCGGUACAAAGCACAGGGGUGUUGCUGUCUGGUGGUACAGAGAAGGAUCCUGCAGGUUUCUGCUUCCCUGGAGCAGCUGUUGACAGAGCUGGAUGACUUCCUCAAGAUUCUUGACCAGGAGAACCUAAGCAGCACAGCUGUGGUGAAGAAGAGCAGCCUGGCUGAGCUCCUCCGGGUCUACACCAAGAGCAGCAGUUCUGAUGAGGAGUACAUUUAUAUGAACAAAGUGACCGUCAACAAGCAGCAGAAUGCGGGGUCCCAAGACAAAGCACCCGAGGAGCAGAACCUACUGGCCAACGGGGAGCCUGGCCAGCACUCUCUGGCCCCACAGAAGAGUCUUCCAGACCUCCCGCCACCCAAGAUCAUUCCAGAGCGGAAACAGCUCUCUAUCCCAAAGAUCGAGUCUCCAGAGGGUUACUAUGAAGAGGCUGAGCCGUACGAUGCAUCCCUCAAUGGUCACUCUGGCGGCUUUUCCCCCACUGGAGUCCCCAGAUGGGUGCAGGUGCCUGAGGGAGUCAUUUACGCCACGAUCACCUUGGAGGAUGGAGAGGCGGUGAGCAGCUCCUACGAGUCCUAUGAUGAAGAGGAAAACAGCAAGGGCAAGUCGGCCCCCUACCAGUGGCCCUCGCCUGAGGCCAGCAUCGAGCUGAUGCGUGACGCCCGCAUUUGUGCCUUCCUGUGGCGUAAGAAGUGGCUGGGGCAGUGGGCCAAGCAGCUCUGCGUCAUCAAGGACACCAGGCUCCUGUGCUACAAAUCCUCCAAGGACCACAGCCCGCAGCUGGACGUGAACUUGCUGGGCAGCAGCGUCAUCCACAAGGAGAAGCAAGUGCGGAAGAAGGAGCACAAGCUGAAGAUCACGCCCAUGAACGCCGACGUGAUCGUGCUAGGCCUGCAGAGCAGGGACCAAGCGGAGCAGUGGCUCAGGGUCAUCCAGGAGGUGAGUGGCCUGCCUUUAGAAGGAGCGUCCGACGGAAACCAGUACAGCCCAGAUGUCCAGCGCCUGAACUGUCAGAAGUUAGAUAUAACGGAGAAGUACCUGUCAGCCCCGGAAUACGGAAGCUCCAUAGAAGGCCACACUGAGGUCCCAGAGGCCAAAGAUGUCAAAAAGAAGUCUUCUCCCGGCCUGAAGCUGAGCAACCUAAUGAAUCUGGGCAGGAAGAAAUCUACCUCGCUGGAGCCUCCAGACAGGUCCCUCGAGACAUCCAGUUACCUAAACGUGCUGGUGAACAGCCAGUGGAAGUCACGCUGGUGCUCUGUCAGGGACGGUCACAUGCAUUUCUACCAGGACCGGAACCGGAGCAAGGUGGCCCAGCAGCCCCUCAGCCUGGUGGGCUGUGAGGUGGUCCCAGACCCAAGCCCUGACCACCUAUACUCCUUCCGCAUCCUCCACCGUGGCGAGGAGGUGGCCAAGCUGGAGGCCAAGUCUUCUGAGGAAAUGGGCCACUGGCUGGGCCUCCUGCUCUCUGAGUCAGGCUCUAAGACAGACCCGGAAGAAUUCACCUAUGACUACGUGGACGCCGACAGGGUGUCCUGUAUCGUGAGUGCGGCCAAAACCUCUCUGCUACUGAUGCAGAGAAAGUUCUCAGAGCCGAACACUUACAUCGACGGCCUGCCCAGACAGGACCGUCAGGAGAUGUUGUACGAUGACGUGGAGACGUCAGAGCUGACGGCUGUGGCGGAAAUGCCAGAGGAAGCUGCCCCUGGGACAGAUGCUCUGAGCGAGUCCCCUCCCGACCGAGUCUACCUGGACCUCACACCUGUCAAGUCCUUUCUGCACAGUUCCAGUGGUGCACAGUCUCGGGCCCAGUCCCCACCGCCACCCCAGCCGGACCCUCCUGCCAAGACUCUCCCUGCAGACCCGGGCCCUGCCCCCGAUGAGCCCCUGGUAGAGUCUCCAGAGAACCCCGAGCUGCAGCAGACUCUGCGGCAGGAGAGUCCAGAGCCCGAGGAGACUUCCCGGAGAACCACGACAGUCAAAAUCCAGACUGAGCAGCAGAAAAUCUCCUUCCCGUCGAGCUGCCCCGACACGGCGGCCGUCACCCCAACCGGAGCCAGCCCACCUAUGAAGGAGAGGUUGAGGGUGGCCAGUGCAGAGAUCAAACUUGGCAAGAAUAGGACAGAGGCGGAGGUGAAGCGGUACACAGAGGAAAAGGAGAGGCUGGAGAAGAAGAAAGAAGAAAUCCGGGGGCACCUAGCUCAGCUCCGGAAAGAGAAACGGGAGCUGAGAGAGACCAUGUUAACAUGCACAGACAAGGGCGCCCUGGCCAGCCUGGAGCAGAGGCUGAAGGAGAUCGACGAGGAGUGCCGGGUCGAGGAGAGAAGGCGUGUGGAUCUUGAGCUCAACAUCGUGGAGGUGAAGGACAACCUGAAGAAGGCGGAAGCCGGGCCUGUGACGCUGGGCACCACUGUGGACACCACACACUUGGAGAACGUGAGCCCUCGGCCCAAAGCCGCCACCCCCACCCCCGCCCCAGACUGUACCCCCGUCAACUCGGCAACAGCCCUCAAGAACAGGCCUCUUUCGGUCAUGGUCACGGGCAAAGGCACUGUCCUCCAGAAAGCCAAGGAAUGGGAGAAGAAAGGAACAAGUUAGGAGACAAGCUUCAUCUAAAGACUCUCCUGCCAUCACGGACCUUGGUGACAAUCCUACUUCAUUAAAGUCUUCAUGAAAGCAGCGACUCUGUCAAGAGGCGAGUCUGCUCUGAAGGAGAAGGAAGGACUGUGGUCCUCUGGGCGGAGAGCGUGGCUCAGAGGAGGCUCUGUCCGUUUUCAGAGCCAAAGGAAAUAA
Molecule: messenger RNA, 3105 nt
Organism: Lutra lutra (Eurasian river otter)
Lineage: Eukaryota; Metazoa; Chordata; Mammalia; Carnivora; Mustelidae
Gene: AFAP1L2
Product: actin filament associated protein 1 like 2
Exons: 21
Coding region: 313-2910 (865 amino acids)
Biological process (GO): positive regulation of DNA-templated transcription; positive regulation of epidermal growth factor receptor signaling pathway; regulation of mitotic cell cycle
Cellular component (GO): cytosol
Molecular function (GO): SH3 domain binding; SH2 domain binding
Source: RefSeq, a predicted model, not a curated record